GUUGGGUGUCUCCAGCUAGAAGCAUUGUUGAGCUUUCAAUACAAAAAAGUUAGACCACGCAACAAAAUUAGGACACCUUUGCAUUCAUAAUUUUACAUAUGAACUCAUAAUCUAUGCCUUCACACCAUAUUCCUGAGUCACCAUGAUGGAAUCCCACAUGAUAGAGUCAAGUAGGAAUAGCAUCAAUAGCUGUGUACUACUACACCUCUUUUUGUUGGUAACAUUCAUCCAUUUAAUCUCUUGUUAUCCAAUUAAUGUCCCUGAUAAAAUCCUCCUAAACUGUGGUACUUCUGAAGCAUCAUCAUUCAAUGGAAAUAUUUGGGUAGGAGAUGGUGUAUCUAGUUUCUUGCCUCCACAGUAUGGCAACAGCUCUUCCACACUCUUGCUCUCAAACAUGAAAGACUCUCUAGUACCAAAAGUUCCAUACUCAACAGCAAGAAUAACUCAUUCUCCAUUGACCUACUCCUUUCCUUCCUCCCCUGGCCUUAAAUUCAUUCGUCUUUACUUUCUCUCAUCUUUAUAUCUGAUGAUGAUCCCCUCCGACAAGGCUUAUUUCUCUGUAAAAACUGGGCCUUACACUCUUGUAAGUGAUUUCAAUCCAUCAGAUUUUGCAGAAGAGCUAAACUCGAAGUUUUUCACCAAGGAUUUCUUACUAAAUGUUAGGGAAGACAAACUGACCAUUACACUUACUCCAUCUCCUUUAAUUUCCAAAGCAUUUGCUUUUGUAAAUGGCAUUGAGAUAUUCCCGGUGCCCAAAAGUAUAUACUUUCCGUUUUCCAAGGUUCCUGUUCCUUACCUUGGGCACCAGAAAAUUUUGUUGACUAAUGAUGAAUAUGCUCUAGAGACGCUUUACAGAGUUGGCAUUUGUGGUGGAGAAAAUGCUUUUGGAAUGUGGUCAGAUGAUUCUAGAUACAUAUCUCGUUCACACAUUGGAGGUGUCCUCAAUAUAAAGUCUGUUACUGUUAGCUUGAAUUACACCACUUUAUCUUCAAAGGAUUACAAUUAUUCAGCACCGGAGGAGAUAUAUUGGACUGCCAGGACAAUGGGUAGUGAUGGAGAUGCUAACAUGAAGUACAAUUUAACAUGGUCUUUCCCUGUUGAUUCUGGAUUCAAGUACCACGUUAGGCUUCAUUUCUGUGAGAUAUCUAUUGGGGUAACGAAGCCCAAUCAAAGGGUGUUCAAAGUGUACAUAAACAACCAAACAGCAGAGGAGAGGAUGGACGUAGUUGCUUCUGCCGGAGCACCAUUUACUCCUUUGCACAAGGACUAUGUUGUUAUGGUUCCUACGGAAACUGGGAGGAGGAAAGAUUUGUGGAUCUCGCUUCAACCAAACUUGGAGUCAAAACCAAAAUAUGCCGAUGCCAUACUGAAUGGAAUUGAGAUCAUGAAGAUAAGUGAUAGUAAUCAUAGUCUUGCAGCAAUGUUCCAGUUGAGAAGCGAACAAAGAAAGAAGAAAGGUCAACAUGUCAUCAUUGUGGUUGCUGCUACUUUAGGUACUAUCUUCGGACUGCUCUUCACACUUUUCAUUAAUAUCCACAGAGCAGGGAAAAAAUUGAAGUGGAGAACUUCUAAUAUACUUCCAUCAAAUUCUAGUAGAAGUCACAAAAACAUUCAACCCACAGUAACCUCAGGUCUUUGCCAUCAAUUCACACUUGAAGAAAUCAGCAUAGCUACAAGCAACUUCAGUGAAGAUCUAGUCAUCGGGGAGGGAGGCUUCGGAAAGGUGUACAAAGGCAUCAUGCAUCAUGAUGGAGUUACUGCUGUUGCAGUAAAGCGCUCUAAUCGUAGAUCUGGUCAAGGAUAUAAAGAGUUUCAAACUGAGAUCAAUUUUUUCUCAUUCUGUCACAUGAAUCUAGUGUCACUACUGGGAUACUGCCAAGAGGGAAAUGAACUGAUACUUGUGUAUGAAUACAUGGCUGAGGGUCCUCUGUCUGACCACUUAUACAAGAAAAGAAAACAGCCACUGUCUUGGAUUCAAAGAAUAAAGAUCUGUAUUGGUGCAGCUCGAGGACUACAUUACCUCCACACUAGCACAAGGCACCCAGUGAUUCACCGUGAUGUGAAGUCAGCCAACAUAUUAUUGGAUGAGAAUUGGGUAGCCAAGAUUGCAGAUUUUGGGUUGUGUAGAACAGUUCCCUCACUUUACCACUCACAUGUAAGCACGGAGGUUAAAGGUACUUUAGGAUAUUUAGACCCUGAGUACUAUAAGAGAAGAAAACUGACUCAAAAAUCUGAUGUGUAUUCAUUUGGAGUGGUUUUGUUUGAGGUGUUGUGUGGAAGAGCAGCUGUGAAUCCUGUGGCAGUGGAAGAGGAAAAUGAGAAAGUUGGAUUGGCUACAUGGGCCAUGCACUGUUACAAGUGUGGAAGCAUCGAUGAAUUAGUUGAUCCUCAUUUAGCAGGGAAUGUUAGGCCAGAAUGCCUGAGGGCGUUUGUGGACUUAGGCAUCCACUGCUUGGCUGAUAGAACUGCAGAUAGGCCAACUAUGGGAGAGGUCCUCAAUACUUUAGAGAGGAUCCUUUACUUGCAGGAUAGUUUAGAGGAACAAGAACCUCAUACAAUUUCUGCAAUGGCUAGUGAUUAGUGUCUAACCUAAUUCUAAAUACUUUAUUACUCAUUGUGAUUAAAUUAUAUGAUCAAUAAUUUAAAAUAUUACAUUUUCUGUUUA
This is a messenger RNA of Vigna angularis (adzuki bean), 2665 nucleotides long. RefSeq names its product receptor-like protein kinase FERONIA. Gene Ontology annotation, molecular function: ATP binding; transmembrane receptor protein tyrosine kinase activity. Gene Ontology annotation, biological process: protein autophosphorylation. The coding region runs from base 143 to 2581 and encodes 812 amino acids. The record is from RefSeq and is a predicted model, not a curated record. The transcript has a single exon. Lineage: Eukaryota; Viridiplantae; Streptophyta; Magnoliopsida; Fabales; Fabaceae. Gene Ontology annotation, cellular component: plasmodesma; plasma membrane.